AUGAGUAUUGAGUACGUUCUAGAAUUCGAAGAGUCAAAUGUGGCGAAGAGAAACCAAACUGUGUGCGAUGCACCAGUACAGGCCGACCACCCACUUUCAUUGCUGCCCAAUACUGUGUGGCGUGAGCGUCGUGCCUUUGCCUACUACUUCCAGCAGGCUGCUGUGUCCCUCGGUGGUGGACUGGAUGUUCAUUUCUGGCGGUCUAUUGUUCCGCAAGUCUGUCGAAGUGAACCGGGCGUAUGGGAUGCCAUCAUCGCACUUAGUGACCUGUUUGAGAGUCCCGCGCAGGACCCUCGUUCUCCCAGUCCGAAGCGCCGAGACGCGUUAAGCUGGUAUUCACGAUCGGUGUCUGCUGUCCGUCAGCGAAUUCAGCGAGGUGACAUAGAUAUUUUUGCCGGACUAAUAACCUGUGUUCUCUUUAUCAGCAUUGAAGCCAUCCAGGGAAAUGAGCAGGAGGCCUUGCAGCUGUAUGGUCAGGGUGUGCAUCUCAUUCGCACGCUGCGCGCUCAAAUAGCGUGUGGGGUUGUGUCAGCAACCAAAGCUUCCUUGUUAGAGGAUGUUAUCGUCCCAAUAUUCGUCCGUCUCGGAGUAAUUGCUCUCACUAUUGCUCAUCUUCCAGUGAGUGGUCUACUGCUAGACAAUGAUCCUACACUAGUGCAGGAAUUUACCUCCCUCAAGUCCGCUCGGGAGGCCAUCGCUCUCCUAAGCACUGAGAUCCAGCUCUUUGAGCGCACUUGCAUUGAGCAUCGACACGAGUCUCAUUCCUCCAAUAUGCACCCAGAAUUGAUGGACCGACAAAUGGUCCUGUCACGCAGGUUAAAGGGCUGGCAUACUGCCUUUACCGUCCUCAUUGAAGGUCUACACGCGAAAGGUGUUCUAUCACAGCAACAGAUUGGCACAGGUGCCCUUCUUUUAACCUACUAUGAGAUGUCAUUUGUUAUACUUGCAACCUGCAUAUCCUCAUCACACAUGGUAUAUGACGCUUACGCGGCAAAUUUCCAAAAUAUAGUUGAACAGUCUAGCAUUGCUAUCAAUGCAUUAGCACGAUCGGACGGCACACAACCGCCGUUUACGUUUGAAAUGAACGCCGGUUUUCCGCUUUGGUUCACCUGCCUCAGAUGCCGGGAACCCAAGAUCCGACGCAUGGCACUAGCUCUGUUUCGUCGAGGACCUCAAGCUCAGGGUUUCUACAACUCCGCCGGAGCAGCAGCCCUGGGUGAAAGAGUCAUGAUGCUAGAAGAAGCGUUGGCAGCUAGAGCAAAUCAGGGUAAAGCCGAGUCUCUAAGACAGGAAUCAACCAAUUCAGCUAUUGAAAAUAAGGCCUAUAAUCUAGACCAUGAUACCGACGUUUCCAAGGCCGAUUCUAGUUGUCUCCCUGUUUCUCAAGACUCUGAACUCGCAGUGUUUGUUCCGGAAGAAGCACGUCUCGGACCCAUUGGUAUCUUUCGGUCACAAGAUGGAUUUCCGCCAGGAACGAAGGAGGAAGACGUCGCGAAGUGGAACCAAAGGCGCGACCAGACCUUUUUGCGGUUCUCACGGAACGAGUAUGAUCAAACGAGCGACACCUGGCGUGUUGUUCAUGACUAUGUUCCUAUUGAUAAUUGA
Messenger RNA from Aspergillus nomiae NRRL 13137, 1605 nucleotides. RefSeq lists its product as uncharacterized. Bases 1 to 1605 code for a protein of 534 amino acids. NCBI's taxonomy places the organism in Eukaryota, Fungi, Ascomycota, Eurotiomycetes, Eurotiales, Aspergillaceae. The transcript is spliced from 2 exons. The record is from RefSeq and is a predicted model, not a curated record.